Molecule: messenger RNA, 1953 nt
Organism: Cladophialophora psammophila CBS 110553
Lineage: Eukaryota; Fungi; Ascomycota; Eurotiomycetes; Chaetothyriales; Herpotrichiellaceae
Exons: 1
Coding region: 1-1953 (650 amino acids)
Biological process (GO): SRP-dependent cotranslational protein targeting to membrane
Cellular component (GO): signal recognition particle, endoplasmic reticulum targeting
Molecular function (GO): 7S RNA binding; ribosome binding; protein binding
Source: RefSeq, a predicted model, not a curated record
AUGUUUGCCUCACUUCCCUCCACCCUGUCCUCACUCCUCCAAACGUCAACUCUCGAAGACCACGAGCAGAUCCUCUCGGAAUGUAGCAAAACGUUGAAGUCAAACGGCUCUGACAUCGGGACCCAACAUGUCAAAGUCGUCGCCCUCCUCAAACUCGAUCGCUACGAGGACGCCGUGAAAUUCAUCGAAGAAACUGCCGGGCUGAAGAACAAGGUCGAGCUGGAAUAUGCCUAUGCUUUGUACAAGACUGGCCGUCUGAAAGAGGCCGCGGAGUUGGCGGCUACGAUAAAGGGAAGAGGGGCACAACAUGUCGAGGCACAAGCCCGAUACCGUCUUGAAGACUCGGCCAUUCCUUCGGAACUGUACAAGCGCCUACGAAGUCAAAAGCUCGAUUCGGAGCAAUACGAUCUGCGCGUGAAUCAGGGCGCCAUUGACGCUCAGGCGCAAUGGCUUGGUCUCGCUGAUGCCCAAUCAAUACGACGAGUUGGAAGAGAAGAUCUAGAAGCUUUCGAAACUGCGUAUAACGCCGCCUGUGGAAGUAUUGGGAGGGGGGAAUAUGGUCAAGCCGAAGUUCUACUGAAGCGAGCAAAGGAACUAUGCAAGCACUCGGACGAUCUCACCGACCAGCAAAAAGCGGACGAGCUCCUCCCCAUCUCGGUUCAGCAGUUGUUUGUGCUAUUAUGUUUGGGGAAAAUGGCAGAAGCAGAGAACCUUGCUGGUGAAAUCAACGCGGCGGACGCCUCCGACCUCUCAACCCGUAGAAUCGGCCAGAACAAUGUUCUAUUGGCCUCGUCAGUGUUCAACCCCUUCCUCGCUCACAAGGCUUUUCACGAAACUCCCAAGAUUCCACCGAACGAUAGACUCUUCUCGUACCAGAGUAUUCCCCUAGAGUCCAACAGAAUUACCAUCGACCUGCAGACUUUCAAAUUCGACGGCAUUGCCUCAUCCACGUCCAAAACCACCAAAGGAAGCACUUCUCCCUCAAUAUCGCCCGAUGUGCUGCUAGCAUCCUACUUCAAUGCAGCCGCUCAUGCCAAAACCGAAACAGGCAAACCCGCCAUCAGAAAGAUAUUGCCGCUACUAGCGAAACGGCCAAAUGACAUUGGGUUGAUAAUCACUUUAGUCCAAUUGUACGUGGUGAGUGGAGACACAACCUCCGCGGUUGAAUUGGUUGAGACGUUGUUCAAAAGACUGGAGAUGUCUGUCGCCGAGGGCGAGCGAGAUAUCAGAUUCAACCCCAUGCUUGUGAGUCUCAUGAUCAGUUUGUAUCAGGUACGGGGUCAGAAAGAUCAUGUCAAGCAGGAACUUGCCAAGGCUGCAGUACAUUGGCGAACCAAAUCGAGUGCACCGAUGAGUUUGCUCACCGCUGCAGGGGUGUCAUUGUUGGAGUCGCAGAGUGAAGAAGACGCGAAACUCGCAUCCGACAUCUUCACCAAGCUCCGCGAGCAGCAGCCGAAUGACAAGGCUACGAUUGCCGGUUACGUGGCGUCACAUGCCCAGGAUGACGAGGCUGUGGUUGGGGCAGAUGCCGAUAAGCUGACUGGCACGGCUGAGCUCAUUCGCAAUAUCGACAUCGACCUGUUAGAGAAUACGGGAAUUCCACAGUCGUCGAAUGCUCUCACAAUAGCACAACUGGGCCGGACAAGAAAACGAGGUGCUCCGGCGGGUGGCAAUCUUAAACCCAAACGCAUUCGGAAGUCGAGAUUGCCCAAGGACUAUGAUGAAAGCAAGAAGCCGGAUCCUGAGCGGUGGCUGCCUAUGAGAGACAGAAGCUAUUAUCGCCCUCCCAAGGGUAAGAAGAAAGGCAAGCGCGGAGGUGGUAGUGAUGAUCGCACCCAGGGUGGCGCGGUGGAUGAAUCCUUGAAUGUUGACGCGAAACCCGGUGCCGCUGCGGUGGUUACAGCCUCCGCGGGAGGAGCGAACAAGAAGAAGAAGGGGAAAGGGAAGAAAUGA